Molecule: messenger RNA, 1975 nt
Organism: Diachasmimorpha longicaudata
Lineage: Eukaryota; Metazoa; Arthropoda; Insecta; Hymenoptera; Braconidae
Product: ETS-related transcription factor Elf-5-like
Exons: 6
Coding region: 506-1348 (280 amino acids)
Biological process (GO): regulation of transcription by RNA polymerase II; cell differentiation
Cellular component (GO): nucleus
Molecular function (GO): sequence-specific DNA binding; DNA-binding transcription factor activity, RNA polymerase II-specific
Source: RefSeq, a predicted model, not a curated record
UGGUUUCUAGUUCGCUAGGUCGGUGAUUAGUAGAUUUUUCCUUAUUGACGGAUUCGCCGCUAGGGAGUCGCGCAACGUUUCCGCGGUUGUGCAGUUGAAAAUAAUGCGUAAAUCUCCAUGAUUUGUUGGUGGUGGUGGUGGUUUUUUUAAACAAUUACGAUUUUUUAUGAAUUCAAGUUAAAAAGUCCUGAUUUUAAGAAACAAAUAAUUGUGGAGUCUGUUAUUUUACUUUUACGCAAAUUACGGUAGACGUAUGACUGGAGAGGAAGAGUGAACGGAACACUAAAAUAUUUUCCGCACUAUUUUUAAUUUCCCUUGUCCGUCAAUUGACAACAGUCUUUUUUGCAAUUCGGAAGGAGGGAAGUCACUGCAAAAAAGAUGAGAUUUUUUCCUGUCGGUUCUGGUGUGAAGAAUCGCUCCAAAAGCCGCAACUUUAUCCUCACAACGACGAAUUUUUUGGCCAACAUUACUGCACGACGAUGUCCUACUCAACGAUAUUCUGGAUAUGGAGAUGGCCUCUGGUGAACAGCCGCCUCCCGAUAAGGAAACUGAGAGCGCGAGGAAGACGCGCUUCUUAAUGGAUAGUGACGACAAGGACGAUGGAGACGCAUGGUCCACGAAGCGGAUUGAGGAUUGGAGCCAGGGAGACACGAUCAACUGGCUCAUGUCAGCCGCAUCACAUAUGGGUCAAUCCUAUUGCUCGAUUCAACAAACCCUAGCUAUGCCUGGAAAAGAACUUCUCACUCUGACGAAGAAAGAUUUUAUUUUCCAUGAUCAAGAUUACGGAGAGAAGCUCUACGACCAUUUGCAUUCACAGAUGAUGUUAAAUAUCUUACCAAAUUUUUCGUCCCUCCGAAAGAUCUUGAAGCAUGGUCGCAGAUCCUCCGGAUCAACGACGGUUUCUGAAAUUACCGAGUCUGAAGACAGUUUAGAUGAAUCACCUAGACGACAAAGGCCAGGGCGGACCACAGGAUUGAAGCAGAAAAAACAAUAUUUAAUAAUGUGCACCAAUGAAAUAUUCGUAGCAAACAAUCUAGGAAAGUUGUGGGAGUUUAUCAGAGACCUUCUGCAAAAUCCAGAAACCUGCCCGAGUCUUAUUCGCUGGGAGGACUACUCCAAGGCAAAGUUUAAAUUCAUCAGGGGCGAGGAGGUGGCCAAGCGGUGGGGUGCGAGAAACGGAAACACAAACAUGACUUACGAGAAAAUGAGUAGAGCCAUGAGGUAUCAUUACACCAAUAAAGUCUUUCAAUCUGUCAAGAAGGACAAUUUAGUCUACCAAUUCGGUCCCAAUGCCACAGGAUGGCAGACAGACAAUCCCAAUUUUUCACGUAAAUCAUCGUCAACAUAGAUCAAUAAAAUCUAUCAACGAAUAGGAACUUCGACAAUAACAGUAACUAACAGGACAUAGUAUAUCAUAUUUUAAGAAUAGAGUAGGAAAAUAAUCGUUCAUUAGCUCAAAAAGAAGAUUUAUUCGAAUGAAAUCUACAUUCAUUUUUAAAAGCUGAGUUUCAGAAGCUCAUCAAUGUGAGGAAAAAGUACAAUACUCUUACUGUUUAUAUCUCCAUAACAUCUUAUCAUUGUGGCGAUGGUCAUUGUCAAAUUCGCGAUUUCUAUAAUAUCACAGGAGGUACUCAAAAACCUUAACAUUAUUCACUAUUAUUGCUCAUAGCCUUAUUUCAUUGCAAUCCUGAAGGUCAAUAUACUUAAUUUUAUUGCAAAUUUUUGGCAAUAUGAGAAUGUAAAAGCUUGAAAUACAACGAUUGUUAUCGUUAUUCAGUUAAGUUAUUUGGUCGGAAGAGUCUAGAGGAGUGCUACUUCAUUGUAUCCUGACAACUUGAAUUCAGUUGUAACUUUAUGUUAAUUUAAGCCGCCUAAUUCCAUUAUUUUUGUGAUUUUUCAUUUUUUGUAACUUUGGAACUCAAUAAAAGCACGACAAUUCGCCAAAAUUUAAUUAAUUCAUUACAUAAAAUAAAAA